AUGUUGAAAUCCAAUCGAGAUCCUUCAGCAUCAUCAUCAGAUUCCGUUCAAAACAUGAAUAUUUCCGAUCACAGUUUUAAAUAUGUUCGAAAGCACUUGAGAGAAAAACAUCACUUUGAAAAGGAGAAACAAACAAUUUUCAGAUACCUACUUCAAUAUCAUUACUUGGGUUUACAUUUGAUGGUUGAAAGUAAUUUGUAUCGCGAAUCAGAACCAAGUUCAAAAUCAUUGCUCGGAAUUGAUGCAUCGAAUUUAUAUUUAUUUGCAUUGAAAUAUCAAAAACAGAGACUUCGAUUGAAAUUAUUGUACUUUCUCGCAGAAUUGAAUUUUUACUCGGAUGUAUUGAAGGAAUUGGAUGCCACUCAUAUUUCUCAAAACUCAACACUCAUGACGCAGAUGGAACAAAAAAUUAAGGUACACGAGAUCAUAACCAAUACGAGAAUGCGCCCUCCUACGUUUAUAUGA
Naegleria fowleri is the source of this 465-nucleotide messenger RNA. RefSeq lists its product as uncharacterized. The transcript has a single exon. Bases 1 to 465 code for a protein of 154 amino acids. The record is from RefSeq and is a predicted model, not a curated record. NCBI's taxonomy places the organism in Eukaryota, Heterolobosea, Eutetramitea, Acrasida, Naegleriidae.